CUGUAGAGUCAUAACAGACUGAGAGGUUUGCGGGAAUCACCAUGCGUUAUUUUGCCUCAUAUCUUGGUACAAUUACUUGUUUUGUCCUGCUCUUUAAACAAGUAUCAGGCAAUCUUCCUAAACCUUUGUUUACAAAGUAUGUGAAAGAUGACAGCUCAAGGAAUGAGAUUAUGGUGGGCGAUACAGUUAUUGCAAAAUGUGAAACGGCCUCACCAAAAGCUGUUACGUUCUAUCUAAGAUAUACAAAAGGCAUGGUGACCACAUGGGUAAAUCAGACCGCAGAUCCUACAUUUACAUUUGCCAACAUCAAGAAAGAUCAAAGUGGUAACUAUAUCUGUUUAUACUGCAACCAGUCAACAUGCUCAGAACCCAGUGAUCGUGUCUAUAUUUAUGUUCGAGAUGAAUAUCCACAGCCAAAAAUCUCUGUAUCACCAAGGAAAAUUCUCCUGCCAGAUGAAAGUGCCAUCAUCACAUGCAGUACCCAUUUUUCAAACAUUACUUUUUCCCUUUAUAAAGAUAAAGUGAAAAUAAUGAAUUACCCCAGUGGACAAAAAACGGUUUCAUAUCACAUAGAUAAAGCAACUACAUCUGAUAACGGCGAAUACAACUGUAUAUUUCAAAGAACAUUAGACGACUCACAAACAUUGGUCUCAUCAAUGAGUAAUCCCACAUUAUUAAGAGUUAAAGAUCUACCUAAACCUACAAUAACUGAUGAAGAUGAUAACAGCAGAAACAAGAUAAGAUUUUACUGCAUAGCUCCCAGCAUGGAGCAAAUGCUAAGUUUUCAGCUACUAAGUGAACGCAAAGGAAUUGAAAGUCAAAUUAGAGCAACGAAUGCUAAAAAUGCAACAUUCAUCAUUGACAGGCCCAAACACACUACUCAGUAUUUUUGCAAAUAUUAUAUAACAAUGGAUUUUGACAUGGCGUAUUCGAGAAGGAGUGAUGGAAAAAUCAUAAAAGGGAUUGACUAUACCACAAUUAAUGUCAUCCGGCUUCUUAUCGCAGCUUUGGUUCUUAUUCUGCUUGGUGGAAUUCUCUGGAAGGAAUCAAAUAAUUUCAAGACAUCACAGGAAGAUCUCCCUAAACUGCCAUCUGCAAGGGGGAAAAGUACUAGAAUAUCUAAAGCUACAGAUGUUAUUUGCCAAAGUGGCCUUCUGAAUGAGAGUAUGUUGUAAUAUCUUGAGUGUGAUACUCACAACUGCUCUCUGUGUCAUGAUAGUGUUAACAUGCAAGUAUGGGUAAAGUCUAAGAUAUAAAAUGAACUUUUUUCUACCUUAGGUUUGGCUCACAAAACUGUGAACUUUGAUGAGCAGAGAAACAACUGUUUCAAAAUUAAGAACAAAAUAUUACUUUUCUAGUCUGUGAACCUGGCAUUUAACUAGCUGUUCAAAGUAACCCGUAAAUUAAUCCUUCAAAGGGAAAAUUAAGAUUUAAAAGUACAUCCUUAAAGGAUCACUAUAGUGUCAGGAAAACAAAGCGGUUUUCCUGACACUAUAGUGCCCUCAGGUUCC
This is a messenger RNA of Pelobates fuscus (common spadefoot toad), 1511 nucleotides long. Its product is annotated as immunoglobulin superfamily member 1-like. The transcript has 6 exons. Lineage: Eukaryota; Metazoa; Chordata; Amphibia; Anura; Pelobatidae. The record is from RefSeq and is a predicted model, not a curated record. The coding region runs from base 42 to 1175 and encodes 377 amino acids.